Messenger RNA from Penicillium salamii, 1122 nucleotides. The record is from the annotation of a GenBank genome assembly. Lineage: Eukaryota; Fungi; Ascomycota; Eurotiomycetes; Eurotiales; Aspergillaceae.
AUGUUGCAUUCAAACACUUCCAAACGUCUUUCUCUCGAUCAAGCUCGCCGACAAACAUUCCGUUCAAAGGACACUGUUUUAUACAUUCACUCUGCCAAUCCAACCACCAUGACUAGAUACGCCAAAGACCAACCCGUUACCUCCGAAAACGCAAUCAAGCGCGUGGCCAUCGUUGGUGCCGGUGGUACCGUUGGAUCGCAUAUUGUCGACGCCCUGCUUAAAGCCGGAAGACACACAAUCACAGCUCUUUCCCGCGAAGGCAGCGGUAACACGUUCCCCGAGGGAGUGCAAGUCGCCCACGUCAACUACGAUGACGAAGUCACUCUUGUUGCUGCCCUGAAAGACCAGCAGUUUCUGAUCAUCACCAUGGCCCCCACAGCGCCCCGCGACACACACAGCAAACUCGUCCAAGCCGCCGCCAAAGCCGGGGUUCCCUAUGUCAUGCCGAACGAAUAUUCCGGCGACAUCGAGAACGUCAAGCUCGGUCAAGACAUGAUCCUAGGUCCCGUGGCCCAGGCGCAAAGAGACGAGAUUGAAAAGCUCGGUAUGAAGUGGAUCACUGUCUGCUGUGGCUUUUGGUUCGAUUACAGCCUGGGUGGAGGGGAGUCACGCUUCGGAUUCGAUUUCGACAACCGCUCUCUGACAUUCUAUGACGAUGGAAAUACCAAGACCUCGACGUCGACGUUGGCUCAGGUUGGGCGCGCUGUAGCCAAGGUCCUUGGUCUUGAUGAGCUGCCCGCUGAUGAGAAUGAUGAGAGGCUUACUCUUUCCUCGUUCUUCAACAAAGGCGUGUACGUGAACAGUUUUGUGGUCAGUCAGAAGGAUAUGUUUGAGAGUGUCAAGCGUGUCACUGGCACUACUGAUGCCGACUGGACGAUUACUCAUGAGGAUACCAAGAAGCGGUACGAGGAGGGUCUGGCGCAGGUGAAAACUGGAAAUAUGGCUGGCUUCAGCAAACUGCUGUUUGCUCGGGGAUUCUUCCCGAAUGAUGCCAGUGAUUUCUCGGCGAAGGCACAGAAUGAGCUGCUUGGGUUGCCGGAUGAGAACCUGGAUGAGUCUACCAAGGUUGGAAUCGAUCUGGUCAAAAAGCUGCAGCUUCGUCCUGAGCGAAUGGCGUCUUAG